CUGAUCCUUUAAGGGUAGUUAUAUUUUGAUGUCUUACUGCUCAUGAAUCUAAUGGAUAAUGUGUGGAGAAAAAAGGUCAACAGAGGUCCAUAUAUGACCAUGAGACCGAACUAAAAUAGUGCAUAUCGUUUAAUUAGCUAUCAUUUAAUUAACUGUUGACCCCCUGGUUGGCCCUUGCCUGAAUGUUUUACCAGUGUGAUUAUAUUGUGUUUUUACUUAACCACUUUUACAAAAUAUGGUAAAAGAACUUAAAUGUUCUAAAAACAUUCUAAUUUCUGCCAUUUUAAACUGUGCAUUUAGGACCAACAUUAAAAACCUUGCAAAAGAAAAAAAAAAUUGUGAAUUUAAAUGUACGUAAUCAUGGUUGCUAGGAAACUGUAUCUGUCAUAAAUUUAAAAGACAUAAAAGGCAUGGUCAUCACACAUCUGUUGAAAUGGAUGAGAGCAACAUCUCAGAAGCUUUUACAUAAGAAAUUCUUUUAAUAUUUUAAAGAUUUAAAAAGGAAUUCCUAAAGAAGAAUAAGACUACAAAAGGUUUUACAUAUUAUUCCUUUUUAGGAUUUAAAAUCAUCAAAACUCUUUUUGUAUUUCUUUUGAAACUAUACUUCAACUUUCACAGUUAUCACUUUGCCUUUACAGUCUGCAUCUUUCUGCCAUUUUCCUUCACAGAAGCUUUUUUUCUGUACAUAUAUGAGUACAUCAAGGAUUUAAUUGUUGUUCAUUGGAUUUUAGAGUUGUUGUUUUUUUAUAUUUGUGUCUAUAUGUUAUGAGUUCGAUGAAUGAAAAUGGUGAAUGAAAAUUUCACUGUGAACAAGAUAGACAGUUUUAUAAUCACUGGAUUUGAUCACCUGCAGAACCAAAAGCUCCUCGGAUUCCUCAUCUUAAUAACCUACAUGCUCAUAUUGCUUGGGAAUGGCAUCAAUCUGUGUAUCAUCAUGACUGACAGACAUUUACACAAACCAAUGUACAUAUUAAUCUGUAAUCUAGCUGUUGUUGACAUAAUGUUCUCCUCUACCUGCAGCACAACUAUGAUCUCAGUGCUGCUGGCUGAGAUUAAAACUGUCUCAUACUACUCUUGUAUCUCAAGGAUGUACUUCUAUAAUCUUGGUGAUUUCACAGAGUGUAUGGCUCUGACAUUAAUGGCAAUUGACCGACUUAUUGCAAUUAGGCUUCCUUUAAGGUAUCACAGCAUUGUAACAAAUUCACGAACAUUUCUGUUUAUUUUUCUAACCUGGGUCAGUGGUUUCGCUAUAUUAGGUUUUUUGACAUCUGUGGUAGACAAUCUCCCAUACUGUCAACCUGUUAUCAGAUAUGUGUUCUGUGGGUAUCCUUCAAUGGUCAGAGCUGCUUGUGUUGAUGCUGAACCAUAUUUUACCCCGACUACAAUAUUAAGUGUGUGGAUGUUGUGUGGACAGUUUCCUUUUAUUAUGUGCACCUAUGGUGUUCUGGCAUAUAGUGUGACUAAACUCUCUAAUGAUGCAAGCAGAAAGCAAAUGAUCAACACUUGUUUGAGUCACCUCAUUGUCUUGUUUAGCUAUUUUGCACCAAGGCUGGUCACUACAUUAUUUACUCGAAUAGGAGUUGUGCUUACUUUAACAGAGAGAAAUGCAUUAUCGAUAAUAGCCUCUGUAGUUCCUCCCUUAAUAAACCCCACUGUUUAUUGUACCAGGACUAAAGAGAUCAGAAAACGAAUAGUAGGUGUAUUUUUUCAUAAUUGUUUAUUUUACUUAAUCAUUAAAAGGCAGGUUGGGUAGAUUAAUCAUGGUGGAUUUAAAAUAUUCAUUCUUAAAUUGAGGUGAUGUUUCUGUUGCAUGUGUUUUGUGAUGCUCUUGCUGUAGGCCAAAUCAUAGACAUUUGUUUGUUAGAAGAAAAAUAUAUGUGAAGCUCUGAUUAUUUUUUAUAUGACAGAAUUAGAAGACAUUAAUAAUGUAAUGUUAAACAGAAAACAAAAAUAUUUGUUGAUGCAUUGUGUAUUUCUGCCAUGUAUAUGAAGCAUGAAUCACAUUAAUAAAUUUAAUC
Messenger RNA from Megalobrama amblycephala (Wuchang bream), 2018 nucleotides. Its product is annotated as olfactory receptor 10G4-like. Lineage: Eukaryota; Metazoa; Chordata; Actinopteri; Cypriniformes; Xenocyprididae. Gene Ontology annotation, biological process: G protein-coupled receptor signaling pathway. Gene Ontology annotation, molecular function: olfactory receptor activity; G protein-coupled receptor activity. The transcript has a single exon. Bases 779 to 1753 code for a protein of 324 amino acids. Gene Ontology annotation, cellular component: membrane. The record is from RefSeq and is a predicted model, not a curated record.